Molecule: messenger RNA, 1584 nt
Organism: Acanthosepion pharaonis
Lineage: Eukaryota; Metazoa; Mollusca; Cephalopoda; Sepiida; Sepiidae
Source: the annotation of a GenBank genome assembly
AUGAGAAGGAAGCAUUUUCUAUCGUCAUAUUUAAGUGGAACUCAACUUCUUUUACGCCCAUUCUCUCUUUUUCGCCCCUUUUUUCCGCCUUUUUUUUCAUCCUUCUUCAUCUUCUUUUUCUCUCUCUCCCCUCCUCCUACUCCUCCUUCUUCAUCUCGUCUUCAUCUUAUCCCUUUUACUCUUCUUUUUCCCUCUUCUUCUCUGCGUCUUCUCUUUCUCUUCAUCUUAUCUCUUUUACUCUUUCUCUUUUUUUUCUCCCCGUCUUUUCCUUCUCUCUACCUUAUCUCCUUUACUCUUCUUUUUCUCUCAUCUUCUCUCCGUCUUAUCCACGUCUUUAUCUUAUCCUCUUUACUCUUCUUUUUCUCUUUUUCUUUCCGUCUUCUCUUUCUCUUUAUCUUAUCAACUUUACUCUUUAUUUCUCUCUUCUCCCCUCCGUCUUCUUCUUCUUCUUCUUCUUCUUCUUCUUCUUCUUCUUCUUCUUCUUCCCUCCGUCUUAUCCACGUCUUUAUCUUAUCCUCUUUACUCUUCUUUUUCUCUCUUUCGGAUUUUCUCUUCACAUUCUUUCUUUUUUCUUUCUUUCUUUCUUUUUUUCUUUCUUUCUUCACGUGCUUUUCUUUGCUCUUUCUUUCUCUUUUUCUUACUUUUACAUCAUUUUUCUGUCUUCCUUUUUCUUUCUUUCUUUCUUCACGUGGCUUUCGUUGUUCUUUCUUUCUAUUUUCUUUUUUUUACAUCAUUUUUCUCUGCCUUCAUUUUUUCUUUCUUUCUUCUCCUUUCUUUCAUUCUUUCUUUUUUCACGUCGCGUUUCUUUGUUCUUUCUUUCAUUUUCUUUCUUCUUUUACAUCAUUUUUUCUUUCUUUUUUCUUUCUUUCUUCGCGUAGCUUUUCUUUGUUCUUCCUUUCUUUUUUCUUCCUUUUUCAUCAUUUUUCUCUUCUUUCUUUCUUUCUUUCUUCAUCUUUCUUUUUUUCAUUCUUCAUCUUUCUUUUUUUCUUUCUUUCUGUGACUUUUCUUUGUUCUUUCUUUCUUUUUCCUUUUAACAUAAUUUUUCUCUUACUUUUUUUCUUUUUUCCUUUUUCUUUCUUUACUUUUUUCUUUCUUCACGUGGCUUUUCUUUGUUUUUUCUUCCUAUUUUCUUUCUUUUACAUCAUUUUUCUCUGCCUUCAUUUUAUCUUUCUUUCUUUUUUCCUCUUUCUUUCUUCAUUCACAUCGCUUUUCUUUGUUCUUUCUUUCUUUCUUUUUUUUCUUUCUUUUACAUCAUCAUUUUUCUCUGCCUUCAUUUUUUUUCUUCUCUUUUCUUUCUUUCUUCUCUUUCCUUUCUUUCUUUGUUUUUUCUUCUCUUUUCUUUCUUUCUUCCUUCACAUCGCUUUUAUUUGUUCUUUUUUUCUAUCUGUCUUUCUUUCUUUUGCAUCUUUUUUCUCUCCCGUCUUUAUUUAUUUAUUACUUUCUUUCUUUCUUCACGUAGCUCUUCUUCUUCUUCUUCUUCUUCUUCUUCUUCUUCUUCUUCUUCUUCUUCUUCUUCUUCUUACCCUUGUUCCACAUGGUUUCAUGCGAAACAAACGCUUGAGUCACAGACAACAAUGCUUCUGA